AUCACUUUCUUGCCUUAUUUGCUCAUUCAGGAAUUUCCACAAACACUUUCUCAAGAGAAACGUUUCUUUAUAACUAACAUGGCCAGACCACAACAACGAUAUCGAGGUGUUCGACAAAGGCAUUGGGGUUCUUGGGUGUCGGAAAUUCGCCAUCCUCUCUUGAAAACUAGAAUUUGGCUGGGAACAUUUGAAACGGCAGAAGACGCGGCUCGUGCCUACGAUGAGGCUGCAAGGCUUAUGUGUGGACAAAGGGCUAGAACCAACUUCCCUUACAAUCCAAAUGCACCUCAAUCAUCAUCAUCCAAGCUUCUCUCAGCAGCUUUGACAGCUAAACUACACAAAUGCUACAUGGCUUCACUUCAAAUGACCAAACAACAAUCAGGGCACGAGACACAAAAUAAGAUACCAACUCCACAUGUUAUCAGCAACAGUGGCAUUGCGGGGAGAGACAACGGAAUGGGAGUCCGUCUGCUAGAAAAGAGACCAUUGACAGUUCAAGAGGCAGAAGCCAAUUGGGUUGUCAAGAAAGCUGAAGUUGAAAGCACCCAGCUGUUCAAACCUCUUGAAGAGGAUCACGUUGAACAAAUGAUUGAGGAACUACUUGACUGUGGCUCCAUUGAACUAUGCAAUGUCUAGUCCAUAGGAUGUCAAUCACCAUCCUUUCUUCUUUCUCUAUAUUUCUUCCCUUUUUUCAUUUUCACCAGUCAUUGAAAACGUUGGGACUCAGUUCCCAAGUCUCAAGGCUGGCUGGUCUUUACAUUUUCUUCCAUGUUAAUGGCACUGAUUAGCUAAUUUAACCCAUUCUUCGCAACCUUUCCACAUACUAUUUUCCAAGUAUUGUAGACCCUCUUCUUUAGGUUAUAGUGUCUACCGAGUGACUCCAUUUGAUGAUGUUUAAUGUACAGUAAGCUCUGUUAUGAUAUAUGUUACUAUGAUAACAUCAUCUGCUCUGUCUCUUUCUUUUCGAUUAUGGAUUCGGAGAAUGAAUUAUAGGAAUUUUCCAUUUUCACUCUUCUGCUGCAAGGUUCCCAAGUCUUGUAUGAUAAAUUACUUGCAUUGCCAAAUUUUCACAAUUCAAACGGACAAGCAAGCUGCCUAGAAUUAGGCAAAGUCAUGCUUGUCCUUUUCAAAACAACAAUGCAACCAGCAUUCUUUUAUUAAUUUCAAAGUAUCCACACCAAACUGUCGUACUAUAAGCCUAUAACAAUAAACAACAACAAAUGGAUUAUUCACUAUCACGGGGAUUUGCGUGAUCGACGGACAAGUUUUGUAUUUCACUGGCCUAAGUCUAAUAAUAAUAGAAACAUCUCUGUAUUUGUUCUCUAACUAUUUUGAUUACAGUCUUUUGGAGUUGGUGAGGACAUGUAGGAAAGCAUUAACAUGGUUUACUCAUGGAGAGUUAGAAAUUGGAAGAUACAUCUGCCAGAAAUCAAUUAAUGAUCAUAAAUAGAACAUUAUUGAUACAGAACAAGGCCUAGAAAACUU
Durio zibethinus is the source of this 1485-nucleotide messenger RNA. RefSeq names its product protein PPLZ02-like. Gene Ontology annotation, biological process: regulation of DNA-templated transcription. Gene Ontology annotation, molecular function: DNA binding; DNA-binding transcription factor activity. NCBI's taxonomy places the organism in Eukaryota, Viridiplantae, Streptophyta, Magnoliopsida, Malvales, Malvaceae. The record is from RefSeq and is a predicted model, not a curated record.